This is a messenger RNA of Manis pentadactyla (Chinese pangolin), 6588 nucleotides long. It is a transcript of the gene TTC6, whose product is annotated as tetratricopeptide repeat domain 6. NCBI's taxonomy places the organism in Eukaryota, Metazoa, Chordata, Mammalia, Pholidota, Manidae. The record is from RefSeq and is a predicted model, not a curated record. Bases 551 to 6160 code for a protein of 1869 amino acids. Gene Ontology annotation, molecular function: protein binding. The transcript is spliced from 32 exons.
CAGCGUAAUUGGUUUAAGCCAGGAGGCUGGGGGAAGAGGGAAACGGGGUGUGUGUGGGGGUGUAACCCCCUUUGGAAGAGGAAAAAAGAAAAACAGGCGGGGCAGGCGGGCUAGCGAGAAUUCUGGAUGCAAACGGCGCAGCCAGAGAAGGGCUGCAGGCGGUGGCUUUGGGGCCCAGGCUCCUGGGGCAGUGCGACUCAAUGAUCCUAGGGUCUCAUCGCCCUCCCGAGGCCCGGGCUGCAGCCGGGUACCCCCCCCCCCCCCCAGCGUUUCUGCUCGUUUCCAGCCCCCAUCUUCCUGAUUCCUGACUCAAAGUUCAACCCUGGGUGACUGGGGAAUAUAGACUCCUUCCUCCCCGCACCCCCUACCUACGCCCGGACUAAAGGCUGGGAAAAGGAAAAAGCCCCACUUUUGCCCCGUGACUAGAAACUCUGGCAUCUGAGUCAGCCGAGCCGAGUGACGUUAGGCGGAUCUGGGCUCCUGGCUAGCAGAGUGGAGACGCUGCUACGAAACCCGUACCUGCGGCUAAGAGCAGGACAAAUUAGUCAAGAUGUCCACAAUUUCGAAGCACUUUGGGCUGAAAUACAAAGAAGAAUCGUACAUCUUUAAAGAGCUUGAGAAGGUUCGCCAAGUGACCAAAAAGGAUUUUCAACAAAUCAAGCAGAAGUUAGCGUCCAAACCGGCCGCGGAUGAAGGCCGCGUCUUCGUCCUCCCGGCCCCUGGCCCAGGCCAGCCAGGGAAGAAGAGCGUUUCCCCGACCAGACCCCCAAAGUCAUCAGAGCCCCUUCGGGCUAAAGGCCCUGCGACCCCCGCGGCGGCCCUCCCCCGGGGCCCUAGCGGGGCAGCCGCUCCCGGGAGGACCCGGCCGUUUUGCCCCCAGGACUUCUACUUGCGGAGCUCCGCGUCCCUCCGGCACCGGCCCCAGAGGAGGCCGCCGGUCAUCGCCUCAGGGGCCGGCACGUCCAGACCCCUGGACCCGAUGCCGCCGCCGGAGCCAAGGGGCGAGCCCGGGGCGCGCCGCGGCCCGAGGACCCUGCGGCCUGCGCGCGGCCCUCCAGCCCGCCCGGCCCGCGGGCACGACUUGAACCGCGAGACGGCAGCGCUCGCUGAGGCCCGCACGGCCAAAGUGAGGAAGGGCAGCCCCGUUGCCAGCGAGGACGGCGACACGGAGGCGGCCAGCCGGCGGGGGCAAGCGAGCGGUCACACGCCCAGCUUGCGCGAGCGCGCGGCUAGCCGGCUCCUGGAAGCGGACAGGUCGGCUUCCAGAACGGACCGGGAGGGCGUCCCGCGCAGCGGCUCGCGGGAGGCCGCCCCGCAGGCCCCGCAGCCUGUGCGGGCGGCCCCCACGUCCAGAGAGGAGGUCGUCGCCUCCCUGCAGUCCCAGGCCCAGAUGGCCUCCGACCAGACCGUCAGAGAGCUCAUUCAGAGUGUCCUCGGCCGGAACCGCGACGCUAAGAUGGAAGAUAUUUGUUCAAUGGGGAAAAUGUACUGGCACAAAACAUCUCAAGUGCAAGCAGAGCAAGGAUUACAGGAAAGUUUUGAGGAACCUAAACUGAAUAUGCCUGAGGAACUUCCUGGAGCUGUAUCAAGUAUUUUCCAGAUUGAACAAGAGGAUAUAUUAGAAUGCGGAGCCUCAGAAGCAGAAUUUAAGCUUCAGGAAACUUUGGAAGUUCAGCCAGCAGAUGAAUCAAGUAAACCUUUGGAAGAUGAACAGCCCAAAAGUGAUUUAAAAGCAGCCAAACAGGUAUCUUUAAAGGUGAAAUCAUCAGAAUUGUUGCAUAUCAGAGGAAAAGAAGUUAAGCGAACACAAAAAAGUGUAUUAGGAAUUCCACAACAGAGACAAAGAAAGUCACCCAAAUCGCAGUGGGAUCAAAACCUUCCUAAAAAAAAAAUUCCACAAGACUCCUCUACUCCCACCCUGCAUGAUCUGUGCACCACUGUCCCGGCCCGUGAGCUGCCGAUUGACUUGCACCUGGCUUCUCGAGUGUAUCAUACAGCAGACAAAAAAAGCCACAAUACUCUACUUGGAAUAUUUGGAACCUCUUUCUUAGGUGAUCCCUACACAGAUGAAGAGCAAAGAUAUAGAAUACUUCAAGGAAUUCCUGUUGCUGGUGACAAGCAAGACUAUGUUGCUGUCCUUCCAACAAUAGCAGGGAUACCACCUGAAACGGCACAAGGAACUAGACAGCAUGCUCACAAACCACGCCUACAGAUACUGGGAGAGGAAGUCUCUGUUUAUCCAGGAUUGACGAAGUUGUUUUGGAAUCUAACUUCACCUAAAUUCUCUGUUCCAUUAUCUGUCAUGAAGGAAACCCUCUAUCCCAAAUAUGAGAGUGUUCAAGCAAGCAGAAUUUUAAUUGAGAAAUAUUCAUCUGAAAGCAAGGGAAGUAUUACUUUAGAUCAGCAUAGCAGAUGUUCUAGGUUUUUUUUCCUAAGAAAAUCUGCAUCAUUUGAAAAUAUCCAAAAAUGUUUCAGUGAGCAGUCUACACAAUUAAAGAGAGUAAAAUCUGCAGUUGAAUUGAGGAAGGAGGAGACCAUAGCUCCAUUAGAGAUUAAAGAUGACAUACAAAGCAAUAUAAAAGAGGUGAUGUUUCAGAAAGCAAAGGAGUUGGAGCAUCGGAUGAUUGCACAAAAUGAAACUGAGGAACCUGUGGAAGAAAAUGUAGAUACUAUCUUAGAUAACAUUCAGAACAAACACAGUUUGAAAGAUCUGACUCUGUCUCUCAUUGAAGCGUCUAGGAAAGCUGGCAUUAGUUACAUUGUUUAUCCCCCAAAAAAGAAGAUGAAAUGGAAGAAAGGAUUGAAAGUCAAAAAACUUUCAUCUGUGUAUGACAAGUUAUCGAGGCCUCCAAAACUUCUUAAAAGAUCAAUGUCUCAUGGAAUCCUUCCUGGACAGAAGAAAUAUUUGCUCAAUCUUCCAGUAUAUGAACGGAUAAUUCAGUGUCCCAGCCUACCUUCAUGUUUAAAUUUUGACAAAUUUGUCCAAAGCAAGGGAGGAAUUCCAGAAAAUAAUGACCCUCGAACAUGGGUUCUUGAUAUGUUCUCUAAGGAGAAACAGAAGACAGCUCUGAGAGAGAAAAUUGUCAAAAUAUCUACUAAAAAAGAGCUGUCAAAAGAAGUGAAAGAACCACUAAAACUAGAAUUGAGUGAUUCUUUGAAGUCGGAUCUUCCUCCAGAAGUCAUUAAAUACUAUGAAUCUGAAGUGGAGAUCUUGACUGAAGAAAUAAAUAAUAAGAAAACAUAUCCUGCAUUUGCAUAUGGCAGGCGUGGAGCUAUUUAUAGGAAACUGGGAAAAUUACAGAGUGCCAUGAAUGAUCUACAGGAAGCUGUACACUUGGAGCCAUUUUUUCUAAAUGUCUAUUGGCAUCGACACCUCAUUUAUCUUUUCCAAGACAAAAUUAAAGAAGCUUUGGAAGACUUGAAUUAUAUAAAUAAAUAUAAUAAAAAUAAUGCAGAGGUGUAUUUGUCAAGGGCAGAAAUUUUCAGGAGAAGAAAUAACCUUAUGUUAGCAAUUCUAAACUAUACCCAGGCAAUUAAGUGCAAGCCAAUGGAUGCUGAUACGUAUUUCAGGAGGGGUGAGAUGUGUGAAACAGCAAACAGAGUACUGGCCAUUGAUGACUUUUCUAAGUGUAUUUUUUAUGAUCCCCAAAGAACAGAUGCAUUAUUGAAACGUGGGAUAUUUUACUAUGAAAAUGAAAACUGGAUUUCAGCCAUACAAGAUUUUACAGCUUUGUUAAAUAUAGAUCCCCAAAAUUCCCAAGCAAGGACAUUCCGUGGGAUAGCAUAUUUUAAACAGCACUUUUAUAAGCAAGCAACUCAAGAUCUUUCUGCUGCAAUUCACUUAGAUCCCAAUAACUGGUUAGCAUUGUACUAUAGAGGCUGCUUAUUUAGAAAAAGUAAUCCCUUAAAGGCGCUACAGGACUAUAGUAUUUCAGCUCUCAUAAAUGACGGCUAUGAGAAUCUAGGUUGUUUUCUACACCGGGGCAUACUCUAUGCAGAUCUAAAACUUUGGUUGCUGGCAAUUUGUGACUUUGAAACUGUUAUUUCUCUAGAAAGAAAUGUUAUUUUGGCUUAUAUAAAUAUUGGCCUUAUACAUCUGCUAUACUUGGAUAACUAUGUUGAAGCCAUUCGGCAGUUUUCUGAGGCUAUUAGACUUGAUCCUUUAUGUAUUCAAAGCUAUGUAUGUCGAGCAGAAACCUAUCAUAAGUUGCAUAAAUUGAAAAGGGCAGUAAGAGAGAUAUCUUGUGCUAUCCACCUCCAGCCAGAUGGAAUCCAAUUAUAUAUAAUAAGAGGACAAUAUCUUCUUCUGAUGAAGUGUUACGAUCUUGCGAAGUUCACUAUUUAUCAAGUAGCAGAAAUGAACAAAGGUCUCACUGAACUGAGUCCUGUACAGCAAGCUCUCAUUUAUUCAUUUUGUGAAAACCAUGACAAAGCCAUUCAGAUCUUGGAUGGGAUCACUUUGAAUCAGCCUGACAUCACCAUAUAUACUCUAUUAGCAAAAGCCCAAAUGAAGGCCAAGAGAAACAAGGAAGCGGUGAGGAUGUUUAAAAAGGCCUUGGAUGUCUUUUCUCAUUCUGAUAAAGGACCAAAUGCCGUAGCGGCUGCCGCAAACUGUCUGUAUAACUUGGGUCUUUGUUACAUGGAAGAAGGCAACUUUCAAAUGGCUUUUGAUUCUUUUACAAAAGCUGUGAAAGCAAAUCCUGAUUUUGCAGAAAGCUUUUAUCAGCGUGGGCUUUGUAAAGUAAAACUCCACAAAGAGAGCUCCAUCUUGGAUUUUAACCAUGCAAUUACCCUUGAUCCAAAACAUUACCAGGCAUAUUUAAGCCGAGUGGCCUUCUUUGGUUCAAAAGGCAGAUACUCCAAAGCAAUCUUGAACUGUAAUGAAGCCAUCAAAAUCUUCCCUCAGAGCGUGUGUGCCCACAUCUGCAGAGGAGUUCUGAAAUACUGCAGCAAGACUUAUAAGCUAGCGAUUGUAGAUUUAACAACAGCUAUCAACAUGGAUAAAAACAGUUAUAUAGCAUUUUAUAACAGAGCAUUAUGUUAUACAAAGAUAAGUGAACUUCAAAUGGCAUUAAGAGAUUAUGGAAUUGUGCUUCUUCUUGAUGCUGGAGAAACUGUGACAUUAAAUACCUUCAUUAAUCGUGGACUCAUCUAUGUAGAACUAGAGCAGUAUAGUUUUGCAUUAGAGGAUUUUAAAAGAGCUGCGCUGAUAAGCAAGACUAAUGCGAGCCUUUGUCAAGCUACCGCCAUGUGCUAUCACAGAAAUAAAGAGUUUGAACAAGCUGUUGAUUUCUUCACCUGGGCUCUUAAAAUUAAUCCAAGUUUUCUGGAUGCUUACAUUGGACGGGGAAAUUCUUACAUGGAAUAUGGUCAUGAGGAAGCCAUGAAACAAGCACAGAAGGAUUUUGUGAAAGCAUUGCAUUUUAACCCAACAUACAACAAGGCCAGAAUUAGUUUAGGCUAUAAUCUGCAGGCCCAAGGAAAAUUCCAGAAAGCUUGGAACCACUUUACCAUUGCCAUAGAAAUUGAUCCAAAGAGCUACCUAUCCUAUGAAGGAAGAGCUAUAGUCUGUCUUCAGAUGGGUGAUAAUUUUGCUGCAAUUCAGGAUAUUAAUGCCUCCAUAAAGAUCAAUACUACAGCAGAAUUCUUAACAAAUCGUGGUGUGAUUCAUGAGUUUCUGGGUCAGCGACAGAAUGCCAUGAGGGACUACCAAGCAGCCAUCUCCCUGAACCCCAUGUACUCGCUGGCUUACUUUAACGCAGGAAAUGUUUACUUUCACCACAGGCAGUUUUCCCAGGCUAGGGACUACUUCUCAAAGGCUUUAAAGUUUGAUCCAGAAAAUGAAUGUGCUGCCAUGAAUCGAGCUAUUGUAAAUACAAUAUUAAAGCAAUACAAAGAAGCAAGAGAAGAUUUUACAUAUGUUGUUGAAAGCUGUCCUUUCUGGGCUGCAGUAUAUUUUAACAGAGCACAUUUCUACUGUUGUUUAAAGCAAUAUGAACUAGCUGAGGAAGACCUGAAUAAAGCCCUGUCUUUGAAGCCAAAUGACGCUCUAGCAUAUAAUCUCAGAGCAGAAGUUCGUGGUAAAAUAGGUGUGAUUGAGGAAGCUAUGGCUGACUAUAACCAAGCACUUGACCUUCAAGAAUAUGCCUCAGUGGUAUGAUUACAUAGAUCAUGGUUUCUAUAGGGGCUUACACAUCUUUUUUUCUAGAAAUUGAAAUUUAUUUGUUGUCUGAAAGGCUGUACUAUCUUUGUUAUUGUAUUCAUUAUGUUUUGUUAUCCAUACGACCCUUUAAUGCAUUUUAACAAUGCAUGUUAUAUAUUAAUUAUAAAAAAUUUAGAUCAUUUUCUGCAUAUUUGGAAUAACUAACAAUAAAUGAAUUUCUUCAUAGGGUGUAGAACUUAAAUGGAAAUGUCUCAUGGAAUAUUAAUGCUUUAAAUAUAUUCUUUAAAAUAAAAUAAUUCCUUUUGAAGUAGUACUGCAUGAUUAUAGAAAAAGUAUCAUCAACCUUUGCGUUAAUACCUACUCAUAGUAUGUUCAACAGUAUCCAGAUUUAAAAAAUAAAUAUAGAACCAAUGACUAUAAAGAAA